CCAGGGUUCCAGGCUGAUGGAGACUUCAUCAUUGGAGGGAUCUUCCCCCUGCAUUACAACAUGGAGAUGCCAGACCGGAACUACACUUACAAACCUGGCGCUGUACAGUGUAAUGGAUUUGAUCCCAGAUCUUUCCGCUGGGCUCAGACCAUGAGGCUGGCUGUUGAGGAGGUCAACCAGAGUCAGAACCUGCUGCCGAACCUCACUCUGGGAUACAAGAUCUAUGACUCCUGCGCAUACCCCUUGACAGGGCAGCGGGCUGCUCUGGCGGUUUUGAAUGGACCAGGUGAAGCCUACAGCGCUAUGUGUGCCGGUGCUUCCCCUCUUUUAGCCAUAGUUGGGGAAUCUGGGUCUGCACAAUCCAUUGUCGUCUCCAGAACUCUCCAGCCCUUCAGAAUUCCAAUGAUCAGCUAUUUUUCAUCCUGUGCCUGUUUCAGCAACAGGAGAGACUAUCCAACAUUCUUCCGAGUAAUUCCUAAUGAUGACUACCAAGUGAAAGCCAUUGCUCAACUUUUGCAGCACUUUGGCUGGACAUGGAUUGGAGUAAUCAAUGGGGACCAUGAAUAUGGAAGAUUUGCUUUACAGGGUCUCCUGAGGGAGAUCAAAAACACUAGUGUGUGCUUAGCCUACCACCAAAUGAUCCCUUUGCUCUAUAACCGCAAGAGAGCGCUUGAAAUUAUUGAUGUAAUGAGGCACUCAACAGCAAGGGUGGUUGUUGUCUUUUCUGCUGAGGGAGAAAUGACCCCCUUUUUGAAAGACUACAUGGAACAGAAUGUCACUGGGAUCCAAUGGAUUGCCAGUGAAGCCUGGGUAACAGCUUCUGUGUUCACAGGCAGUGAGUACUACCCAAUUUUGGGUGGCACCAUUGGGUUUGGCAUCCGUCAAGGGAAGAUUCCUGGACUUAGAAACUACCUGACGAGUGUGGACCCAUUGAGGUACCCAAAUAACCCACUGGUGCAUGAGCUGUGGGGUGCUUUGUACGGUUGCUCUCUCUACCCCUCCAACAGCACAGCCCAGGCAUCCUCCCAGCUACCUCCCUGCUCAGGGCAAGAGCCCCUGCAAGAGAAGCACUCUGCCUACAUGAACACCUCCAGCCCUCGCAUAUCCUACAAUGUGUACAAAGCUGUGUAUGCCAUUGCUCACGCCCUGCACAACCUGGUCAGCUGUGAGCCUGGGGAAGGACCCUUCCAAAACUCCACAUGUGCUGAUACUACAAGCAUUUAUCCAUGGCAGCUUCAGCACUAUCUUCAGGAAGUCUCCUUCACUAUUUCUGGAGAAGAGGUGAACUUUGAUGCACAAGGGGAUUCUAUUCCAUCUUAUGAUCUGAUCAACUGGCAAAGAGGUGCAGGUGGAAAUAUUGAGUUUGUCAAUGUGGGAAUGUUUGAUGGUGCAAAGGAGGCUGGGAAGGAGCUCUUCAUCCAGGAGGAUGCGAUCGUGUGGGCGGGCCAUCAGAGUGAGGUGCUGGUGUCUGUGUGUAGUGACAGCUGUGCUCCAGGAAGCAGGAAGGCAGUCCGUCGUGGGGAGCCUCUGUGCUGCUUUGAUUGUGUGCCAUGUGACAGCGGGAAGAUUAGUAAUAAGACAGAUUCAAUAGAUUGCUCACUUUGUCCUGAAGAUUACUGGUCCAAUCAGGCCAGAACAGAAUGCAUACCCAAAGCAGUUGAAUACCUCACCCAUGAUGCAAUGGGGCUGACCUUGACUGUUAUAGCUGUGGUAGGAGCCUGCCUCACUAUUGCUGUUCUGGCAGUGUUCCUCUACCACAGAAACACUCCAAUUGUCAGAGUCAAUAACUCAGAGCUGAGCUUCUUCAUCCUGCUCUCUCUGACCCUGUGCUUCUUGUGUGCACUGGUGUUCAUUGGAGAGCCCACACCAUGGUCCUGCAUGCUGCGCCAUACUGCCUUCAGCAUCACUUUCUCCCUCUGCAUCUCCUGCAUCCUGGGGAAGACUCUGGUGGUUCUGGCUGCCUUCACAGCCACCAGGCCAGGAAACAACAUCAUGAAGUGGCUGGGACCCAAACAGCAGAGGGUCAUCAUCUCUGCCUGCACCUUUGUACAAGUGAUAAUCUGUGCAGUGUGGCUGAUCACUGCCCCUCCAUUCCCCUACAAAAACACACGGUAUCAACGGUCCAGAAUAAUCCUAGAGUGCAGUGUGGGUUCUGACCAGGCUUUCUGGUGUGUUCUGGGGUAUAUUGGGCUUCUGGCUGCUCUAUGUUUUGUCUUGGCCUUUCUUGCCAGGAAGCUCCCAGGCAAUUUUAACGAAGCCAAGUAUAUCACCUUCAGUAUGCUGAUCUUCUGUGCCGUGUGGCUGGCUUUCAUACCAGCUUAUGUCAGCUCACCUGGAAAGUUCACCGUAGCUGUGGAAAUCUUUGCAAUUCUAGCAUCUAGUUUUGGUCUGCUUCUGUGUUUAUUUGCUCCAAAGUGUUAUAUAAUUUUGCUGAAACCACAUAAAAAUACCAAACAACAUCUCAUGGGAAAGGACAGGUAG
Molecule: messenger RNA, 2481 nt
Organism: Megalops cyprinoides (Indo-Pacific tarpon)
Lineage: Eukaryota; Metazoa; Chordata; Actinopteri; Elopiformes; Megalopidae
Product: extracellular calcium-sensing receptor
Exons: 6
Coding region: 61-2481 (806 amino acids)
Biological process (GO): G protein-coupled receptor signaling pathway
Cellular component (GO): membrane
Molecular function (GO): G protein-coupled receptor activity
Source: RefSeq, a predicted model, not a curated record